AUGGAAGCCGCUGAAGAGCCAGAAAUUUUGGAGGCUUCCCUGCGUGAUAGUGAAAACAAGCCAAUCCCAAUCAGGCUGAUGCUGUAUACAGAUGCCCUGUUGGUACAGAAACAAGAGUGGAUCAGUGUACAGCUGGACGAAGAGGACGAGGUGUUUCUCAAUAUGGUAAGGGAUGUCAACAUCACCAGAGAACCUGGUGCUGGAUUUGGCCUGUGUGUUAAAGGAGGUGCCGAACACCGUCUGCCAGUGUUGAUCUCGAGGAUUGUGAAAAAUGAGGCCAGUGAUCGUUGUGGCCAGUUGCUUGUCGGAGAUGCAAUUUUGAGGACCACUCAGCCCCCAUUUAAAAAAAAAAUUUAUGAAUUAAAGCUUCCAAAAAUGAUUUGCUGUUUUUUACUCAGUCUCUGCAUACAUCAAUGCUGUUAUUUAUUCUUUUAU
Messenger RNA from Candidula unifasciata, 435 nucleotides. The record is from the annotation of a GenBank genome assembly. Lineage: Eukaryota; Metazoa; Mollusca; Gastropoda; Stylommatophora; Geomitridae.